Molecule: messenger RNA, 1002 nt
Organism: Haliotis rufescens (red abalone)
Lineage: Eukaryota; Metazoa; Mollusca; Gastropoda; Lepetellida; Haliotidae
Exons: 13
Coding region: 20-892 (290 amino acids)
Biological process (GO): ossification; cell adhesion
Source: RefSeq, a predicted model, not a curated record
UUCACUUUCGCAGUGCAAAAUGAUCGUACAGGUGUUGCUCUCCGUUCUCCUGGUGUCAGUCACUCUGACUGAAGGCAGACCUAGAGACCUUCAGUUGAUAAAACGGGAAGCUUUUGAAGGGCCGUCAGCAGCCGUGUUAUCUGAAUCAUCUUCUCGGUCAUCCUCGUCAUCAUCCUCAGAGACGACCGAGGAAAAUGAAGAAUCAUCUUCGGAAUCAUCCUCUGGGUCAUCUUCGUCAUCAUCCUCAGAAUCGACCGAAGAAGACGAGAGCAAUGAUGAUGAAUCAUCUUCGGAGUCAUCCUCUGGGUCAUCUUCGUCAUCAUCCUCAGAAUCAACAGAAGAAAACGAGAGCAGUACCGAAGAGUCAUCCUCUGAAUCAUCCUCUGGUUCAUCUUCGUCGUCAUCCUCGGAGUCAACAGAAGAAGUGAAGCGUGAUGCUGAAGAAUCAUCUUCGGAAUCAUCCUCUGGGUCAUCUUCGUCAUCAUCCUCAGAAUCAACAGAAGAAGACGAGAGCAGUACCGAAGAGUCAUCCUCUGAAUCAUCCUCUGGUUCAUCUUCGUCGUCCUCCUCGGAGCCAACAGAAGAAGACGAGAGCAAUGAUAAAGAAUCGUCUUCCGAAUCAUCCUCUGGGUCAUCUUCGUCAUCAUCCUCAGAAUCAACAGAGGAAGACGAGAGCAGUACCGAAGAAUCAUCCUCUGAAUCAUCAGAAUCGACAGAAGAAAGCGAGAGAAACGAUGAAGAAUCAUCAUCCGAAUCUUCCGAAUCGACAGAAGAAAGUGAGAGCAGCGAUGAAGAGUCAUCUUCUGAAUCAUCCUCUGCCUCAUCUUCAUCUUCGUCAUCCUCCUCAGAAUCGUCAGAAGAAAAGGAGAACGAAGAAGCGAAAUUUGCAUAGAGGACGAAACACUGCAUGGAAACCUGCCUUUAUCAACUGUGCAGACAGACCAAAUCAACAGAUGGUAUUUUAAUUGUAUGUGUGUAUAGAAUAAAAGGUUCGUGACAGAA